AUGAUCCCUGGCCUGUCCGAGUGGGACUCCCUCAAAGUCUCACGUAUUUUCUAUCAUGAAGACGCAAUGAAGAUUCUUAACUGUCCUAUCGCUCUAGUUCAUCACGAUAUUAAAGUCUUUGGCUGGCGUGUUUUUCAUGAAGCUAUUCCUGAUGGUUCGAAACUUCAAGCUGCAAAUCUAGAUGACGGUAUAUGUAGAUUACACGGUACUGCCGAAGAAAUUUGUAUCCAUGCUCUCCGUGACUGCCCCCAUAUCAGAGAAGUUCUUGCCUUCACACAUUGGGAUAGUAGAAUUCUCAACCCUUCUAUUCUCUCCGGCAAAGAUUGGCUUAACUAUAUUUUGGAGUUCACUGAUAAGAAUCACUUUGCUUUACUGCUUACCCUCCUUUGGAAUAUAUGGAACAGAAGAAACAAGUUGAAGCAUGAAGAAACCCAUUUACCGCCUGAAGUGGUCCACGACUAUGUUAAGCUCAUCCUCUCCGACCUUAAAUCAGCUUUAAUCCAAAAACCAGCUCCAAAAGCUCCUAAAAUAAAUUGCUGGAAACGUCCACCGUACGGUAGUCUGAAGUUAAAUAUUUGUUGUGCUUGGUUUGAAACUUCGAGAUUCGCGACCAUCGGAAUAAUUGCCAGAGACCAAUACGGCCUCGUAGUUGGUGGCUAUACGAGACCAUCACGGCCUUUUCUGAAGGUAUUAACCUUGCCAUUGAAAACAGAUGAAAAUCAGUCAUCAUUGAGGACGAAGCUCGUAGUAUUGUUCAAAGGCUAA
Hibiscus syriacus is the source of this 765-nucleotide messenger RNA. RefSeq lists its product as uncharacterized. The record is from RefSeq and is a predicted model, not a curated record. Bases 1 to 765 code for a protein of 254 amino acids. The transcript has 2 exons. Lineage: Eukaryota; Viridiplantae; Streptophyta; Magnoliopsida; Malvales; Malvaceae.